This is a messenger RNA of Orbilia oligospora ATCC 24927, 2919 nucleotides long. RefSeq lists its product as uncharacterized. The record is from RefSeq and is a predicted model, not a curated record. The transcript has 2 exons. NCBI's taxonomy places the organism in Eukaryota, Fungi, Ascomycota, Orbiliomycetes, Orbiliales, Orbiliaceae. Gene Ontology annotation, cellular component: nucleus. Bases 1 to 2919 code for a protein of 972 amino acids. Gene Ontology annotation, molecular function: histone deacetylase activity.
AUGGUUUCCCUAUCAAAGCUGGACAUCGCCACCCCACCUCUCCCACCACUGACCCAUCCAGAUGCAGAAACAAUCGUUAUUCUGAAUGACUCUAGCUAUCUACACAAGUACACUCGCACUAGCGAUGCGAGGGAACUGAUUAGUGUUGUUGAGCGCCCAGAAAGAUUGCGAGCGGCUACUUUUGGAAUAUCCGUUGCCCUAUCUAAAUUCGAAGCUAAGAACCUCUCCGUCAUCAAAACUGAUAGGAAAGGGUCCCUCGAAGACCCUUCUGUUACAAGAGUUCAUAAUCCCAAAUACCCUGCCAUCCUAGUCCAGGCCUGCGACGAGAGCGAUAAGAAGAUUGCUGCUCGAGAAAACGAACUUCCAUCUGGUUGGCAUACUGGCGAUCUCUUCCUUUGUGGCGGUAGUCGAGAGGACUUCGAAGGAUGUGUGGGUGCUUUAUGGGAAGGAGUUGAUAGGGUUUUUGGAAAAACAGACCACGGCGAUCCGAAGGAUGCCACGAGCUCCCAGAAGAUCAGCCGUGCUUUUGUCUGCAUCAGGCCUCCUGGUCAUCACUGCGCCGAAGAAGAACCCAGUGGGUUCUGUUACCUUAAUAAUGUCCACAUUGCUAUCGCAAGGGCUGCCUUGCAAUAUGACAUGACACAUGCCGUUAUUCUUGAUUUUGAUCUUCAUCACGGUGAUGGAUCGCAAACAAUUGCCUGGGAGGUGAAUGACCGCCAUAAGGGCGGUAAAAAGACACCGAAAAACACCCCACACAUUGCAUAUUAUUCCCUCCACGAUAUUAACUCUUAUCCAUGCGAAAUGGGUGAUUACGAAAAGAUUCGGGACGCCAGCACAUGUCUCGAAGAUUCACAUAACCAAAAUAUCUGGAACGUUCACCUCGAACAAUACAAAGACACCCAGGAUUUUUGGCGUCUCUAUGAAGAGAAAUACAGCGUUAUUUUGCAAAAGGCAGAAAGUUUCUUGGCCAAAGCGAAGGCUUCCUACAGACCCACAUCUAAACAGCCCGGUUUCAAGGCCGGUAUUUUCAUCUCAGCUGGUUUCGACGCGAGCGAGCAUGAACAGGAUACCAUGCAACGACACAAGGUUAACGUUCUCACGGAAUUUUAUGCGAGAUUUACGAGUGACGCUGUCAAGAUAGCGAACACUUAUGCAGAAGGCCGUGUUCUUAGUGUUCUAGAAGGAGGCUAUUCGGAUAAAGCCAUCUGGACCGGCGUAUUCUCCCACCUGGCUGGACUAGCACUUCCAAAGAAAAACAACGAGGUAUCCAAGGAAACCACACCAGAGAUUAUUCCAGAUACACGGGUUGAAAAAGUCAUGCCUCGGCGAAGCUCUUUAGCUCAAGAUAUUACGGGUAGGACCCUCCGGGCAUUUGCAGCUGAGCAGGAGAGAUCAAUCGACCGACAGCCUGAGAAUUUGAACACAGAAUACGACCCAACAUGGUUUUUGGGAGCCAAGUUAGAGGAGAUUGGGAAAGCAAUGCAUGUAGCUCCCUCGUCUAGAGCCUCCAAGCCGCGUAACUCGAGCAAAGGUGACUUUGCCUCGCCAACUGCUUCGAGUGCCGCAAAAGCCGCCACUAGGCUUCAUCGCAAAUCCUCGACCAAUCUGGCGGAUUCUGCCGCCCAGUCAUCUUUGAACAGGACGCCGUCCCCUCCACCAGCUCCACCUCCAUUGGAGUGGCCAGCAGCCUCCGCUGCUAUCUGGAAAAGUUUAUUGCCAGAAAAACAACUAGCCUCUUUAAGAGAGGAAGUAAGCGCACAGGCUCUGGCACCGCCCGCUGAACUUACGGUAGAAAAGGCAAGACGCCAGGCUAAACGCCAUAGUGCGGUGGGUAUCCCGGCAGUCGAUAAUCCUGUUGGUGCGGCAGCGCCAGGGAGAACUCUGAGGAGUUCACACAAGAAGAUAGCGGAUAUUCCGGAGCGCUCAGGUAGUGCCCUGAGCUCCGUUGCGGAGAGCCAAGUCAGCAGGAGGGCGAGCAUGAUUAGUAUCAAGUCGUCCGACACUGCGGACACCGCAAUUACCGGUGUCUCGCAAGUAUCAGGCAGGCGGAGGAUUAGCCCUCCUCAGAAAACAAUAGCUGCAAAGGCAGCGGUGUCACCCAAACCGGCCUCUGCUGCCAAGCAGCAGGCUAUUGCAAAGAAGCCUUCCGGUACUUUCACGCCAUCCGUCGGACAGCCUGCAAAGGCUCCGGUCCGCAGCUCUUCGUUACGUCAACCCGUCGGUCCUCGAAUCGGAGGGACAAACUCGAAGGGGGAGACGGCUGCCGUUAGAUCUCAGGAUCUAGCGGCAUCGCCUGUCGACCCUAAGAGUGUUCCCUCGAUCAGGACGACGACCGAACCGGAUCAAGCUCCCAUGGAGGCUAUUACCUCCGGGAUGCAAUCCAUCAAACUGACGUACAAGAACCGGGAGCGCGACCAGGCCAGAGAGGAGGCCGAUGCCCAGAGACAAUUGGGCGAGAAAUCCUUGAAGAAGGAUAUUCUGAAUAGCAAGACGAGGGGGGAUACAUCCCCUCACGGCUCUCCCAAGUACUCGGUCGGGAAUGGGGUCCCCGACCGUACCUUGAAUAACGACGGGGUCAGCAGCCCCGAGCGUCAUGAUGGAAAGGCGGCCGGGGCCGAAGGGGAGAGGGGAUCCCCACCUAAAGCCGCGCCCGCAAAGCCCUUCGUCGAGAAUGCGAAGGAAGCACUACGGGCGAUGGCGAAGGUGAAGAUCCCCGAGGCGGCUGGUGGAACCUCAUUCAAGGACCGAGUCGCAGCCUUUUCUCCUUUCCAAUCCCAACCUAGCCCGUGGGUAGGCGCGCCCUCUCGUGCCUACAAGCCUGCUGGGACAAGAACCUUUCCGUCCCAUAGCCCCGACCCGGUUCCUCGCGAACCUUCUCCGAAACGUGUCGAUGAAGACGUUCCCACGAAGAAUGCUUGA